Messenger RNA from Aspergillus uvarum CBS 121591, 1580 nucleotides. Its product is annotated as alpha/beta hydrolase. Bases 252 to 1580 code for a protein of 442 amino acids. The record is from RefSeq and is a predicted model, not a curated record. Lineage: Eukaryota; Fungi; Ascomycota; Eurotiomycetes; Eurotiales; Aspergillaceae. The transcript is spliced from 3 exons. Gene Ontology annotation, molecular function: hydrolase activity.
CGCGUACCGCACCGUGGACACAAAGAACCAUACAUACCACUCAGGUCUAGAAGACACCCACCACCUAUUUCGGUGUUCAGCGAUGGAAAGUGGCAUCUACACAACUCUACCGGGCCUACGUUUCGGGCAACUGCCAUUUACCACGAUAUCUCUUUUUCCGAGUUGAUACUGCCCCCUCAACCACCAAUCCAGCCUCCUCCCACCAUCCACCUACCAUUAUCAAGACAAGAUAAAACUCCUCCACGAGCAAGAUGCUAGACAUCAAAGAAGACGACUCUGCCGAUAAACGCGCAGAGGUGAAAAUACCUAUUCCGUCUCCAAACGAUGGAGCCCCAGCAGCCAGCACCUGCACCCCCAAGCCCUCCUCGAGCCCCCAACCCCAGCCCUCGCCCAGCAAACUCCACCUCCUCGAUCUCCAACAACAGCAGAACCUGGCUCGCGAAGCAGUAUCCCAAGCAGCGAUGGAGCGCGAGAACCUGCACAGCAAAGUCACAAUCCAAACGCACCACAUCCACCGCCCGAUCCAGCUAUCCUCUCAGUCCACAGCCACCCCGUCCAGCCCCUCAACCCACCUCCCGCUAACCGCGCGGGUCUACGCCCCCAAACCCCAAGGCUACACCCCGCUCCACCUCCCCGUCUACCUGUACUUCCACGGCGGCGGCUUCUUCACGGGCACGCUGGACAGCGAGGACGCAACCUGCGCGCGGCUCGUGGCCGCCCUCUACGCCAAAGGCCGUCCGAUCAUCCUGGUGAGCGCGGACUACCGCAAGACGACGCAGGUGAGCUUCCCGGACCCCUACGAGGAUGCGUGGGAGGUGUUCGCCUGGCUGGAGCGGCGCAUUGCCUGGUUGAACGGGGACCCCACGCGGGUAAUUGUGGGCGGGGAGGAUGCCGGGGCCGCGCUGGCGGCGUGGGUGGCCUGGUUCGCGCGCAGUAAUGUUGCUGGGCGGCUGGAGGUGGAGACGAGGUCCGAGAGGGUGAUCAAGGUGCAGGCGCUAGUGGUUUGUAAUCCCUGGAUGCCGUUUUUGGAUCGGUUGGAGCAGGAUGGCGCGGAUCUGGGGGAGGGUGGGGUUGUGGAGCUGGAUACUGGGGAUGAGAAGGGGAAGGAGAGAGAAACUGAGGGAACGGAGGUGGGAAAGGGGACUGCAGCUGGAUCCGAUUUCUAUCACGCGCUGCUGAACGCCUACCGUGUUGAGCCGGGUCAUCAUGGGAUCGGCAUGUGGACGGCGCUGGAGGCGAUACCGCACACGUAUCUGUUGACCUUUGCAGAGAGUCUGUUGCGGCGGAGGCAGCUGCUAUUCGCGACGCUGCUGAUGCGCGAGGGGGUUAAUGUGGCAAUGAGAGUCCUGCCUGGCUCGCCGCACGAAACCCAGGAUCUGGACAUCCUUCCAAGCUCCCACCCCUGGGGUCCUGAACUGGUCGAGGCACUGGAGUGGUGCUUGCGGUUCCCCCACGGCCAGAUGCGACCUCCCGGAUCUGUGAAUACUGCCGGUGUGGUAAUGGCCUCUCUUCUCCUCGCGAUUCUCUAUCUCUAUCUGACUGAUAUAGUGAACACGCAUCUCACCGAUAUACGGCUUUAG